Messenger RNA from Sander lucioperca (pikeperch), 4133 nucleotides. RefSeq names its product solute carrier family 12 member 2-like. Gene Ontology annotation, cellular component: membrane. Gene Ontology annotation, biological process: chloride transmembrane transport; chloride ion homeostasis; sodium ion transmembrane transport. The record is from RefSeq and is a predicted model, not a curated record. Lineage: Eukaryota; Metazoa; Chordata; Actinopteri; Perciformes; Percidae. Bases 370 to 3651 code for a protein of 1093 amino acids. The transcript is spliced from 27 exons. Gene Ontology annotation, molecular function: sodium:potassium:chloride symporter activity; ammonium channel activity.
AGAGAGAGAGAGAGAGAGAGAGAGAGAGAGAGAGAGAGAGAGGGAGAGAGAGAGAGAGAGAGAGAGAGAGAGAGAAAGAGAGAGAGAGAGAGAUUGUGUCCUUUACGCGCAGAUCUUUGCUGUGCGUCCAGGCGCGUCCAGUACCCAGAGUUUACUGAGGAGUAAGUGACUGUGUGUAACGUUUGUAUCUGAAUGUUUCAUCUGGACUCCAGUUUUAUGACUUAUUCCUCAGUCUGACUGCUUGGUACUAAAUGCUGCGGCCCUGCUGCCUGGACCUCCCCGGCAGUUUUGGAGCAGGUGUUUAUUCACGGUAACAGUUUGUCUCUCGGUGCAUUCUUUGGACGGGGUUUAGCUUCUAUCCGGGUGGACAUGUCGGGACAGAAACCGUCCUUGAAGAGCGGCGGCUCCCCUCAGAGCCGCUUCCAGGUGGAUGUGGUGACAGAGGCAUCCUCUGCAACCCCGGCCUCCACCAAUGGAUCCAAGCCGCCCGAGGAGUCCAAAGGCCGGCCCAGGGUGGUGGGGUUCCUGGAUUUUGGCGCGCUGGGCAGCGCGAUGGACAUCGGGCUCCCGCCUGAUGUCUUCCACGAGCCGGACACGACAAGAAGCGACUCCGUCAGCCUCCAUUCGACAGGCACGGGACAUACGCACAUGUCCGACUCCCACUCCAACACCUACUACAUGAGGACUUUCGGACACAACACCAUAGACGCAGUGCCCAACAUCGACUUCUACCGGCACACUGCUGCGACUCUCGGGGAGAAACUUAUCAGACCGUCGCUGUCGGAGCUGCACGAUGAACUCGAUAAAGAGCCGUUUGAGGACGGUCUGGCCAAUGGAGAAGAGCCAUCAGCGGCUGAGGAAGCGGCGGCGGCCUUGGCGGCAAAGGAGGCGAAAGGAGGAACUAUCAAGUUUGGUUGGGUCAAAGGAGUCUUGAUCCGCUGCAUGCUGAAUAUCUGGGGUGUGAUGCUCUUUAUUCGAAUGACCUGGAUUGUGGGACAGGCUGGAAUCGGACUGACCAUUGUGAUAAUUCUGAUGGCCACUUUGGUUACCACCAUCACUGGUCUGUCUACCUCUGCUAUAGCAACCAAUGGCUUCGUUCGAGGAGGAGGAGCAUACUACCUAAUCUCCAGGAGUCUGGGGCCGGAGUUCGGAGGCUCCAUCGGUCUCAUCUUUGCCUUUGCCAACGCCGUGGCUGUGGCCAUGUACGUCGUGGGCUUCGCAGAGACAGUCGUGGAGAUGCUUAAUGAUGUUGAUGCUCUGAUGACUGAUGAGCUAAAUGACAUUCGUAUUGUUGGGACUCUAACCGUCAUCCUGCUGCUGGGAAUCUCUGUAGCUGGGAUGGAGUGGGAAGCCAAGGCUCAGAUUGUCCUCCUGGUGAUCCUGCUCGCAGCCAUCGCUAACUACUUCAUAGGAAGCUUCAUCGCCAUAGAAAGCAAAGAGCCCAAAGGAUUCUUCGGCUACAACACUGCCAUCUUCUUAGAGAACCUGGGUCCAGACUUCAGAGAGGAGGAGACAUUCUUCUCCAUGUUCGCCAUUUUCUUCCCUGCAGCCACAGGGAUCCUGGCUGGAGCCAACAUCUCUGGAGACCUCACGGACCCUCAGUCAGCGAUCCCUAAAGGUACUUUGCUGGCCAUCGUCAUCACCGGAAUCACCUACGUGGCUGUCACCAUCUCUGCAGGCUCUUGCAUUGUCAGGGAUGCAACCGGCGACCACAACGACACGGUGAGCGACACGGUGAACUGCACCGACGCCGCCUGCACGCUGGGCUACGACUUCUCCAUCUGCAAGGAGGGGGGCUGUCAGUACGGCCUGAUGAACGACUUCCAGGUGAUGAGUCUGGUGUCGGGCUUUGGCCCUCUGAUCUCUGCAGGGAUUUUUUCAGCCACUCUGUCCUCGGCUCUAGCCUCGCUGGUCAGCGCACCCAAAGUCUUCCAGGCUCUAUGCAAGGACAACAUCUAUCCAGGGCUGGGUGUUUUUGCAAAGGGUUAUGGGAAGAACAACGAGCCUCUCCGUGGUUACGUCCUGACCUUCUGCAUCGGCCUUGCCUUCAUUCUCAUUGCGGAGUUGAACAUCAUCGCUCCCAUCAUCUCCAACUUCUUCCUGGCCUCGUACGCUCUCAUUAACUUCUCUGUCUUCCACGCCUCCUUGGCCAACUCUCCAGGGUGGCGUCCCAGCUUCAAGUACUACAACAUGUGGGUGUCUCUUGCCGGGGCGGUCCUGUGCUGUGUGGUGAUGUUUGUCAUCAACUGGUGGGCAGCUCUGGUCACUCUGCUCAUUGUCCUUGCCCUCUACAUCUACGUCAGCUACAAGAAACCUGAUGUGAACUGGGGUUCGUCUACUCAGGCUCUGAUUUACAACCAGGCUCUGACUCACUGUAUAAACCUCACUGGAGUCGAGGACCACGUUAAAAACUUCAGGCCACAGUGUUUGGUGAUGGCUGGUUAUCCAAACUCUCGUCCUGCUCUGCUUCAACUGGUUAAUUCUUUCACCAAGAAUGUCGGCCUCAUGGUCUGCGCUCACGUCAGGACCGUGACCCGUCGGCCAAACUUGAAGGAGCUGUCUCAGGAACACGCCCGCUGUCAGCGCUGGCUCAACAAGAAACGGAUCAAGGCCUUUUACACUCAUGUGUUCUCUGACAACCUUAGGCACGGGGCGCAGUUCCUCAUGCAGGCUGUCGGUUUGGGUCGUCUGAAGCCCAACACCUUGGUUAUGGGUUUUAAGAACAACUGGAGUGAUGGAGACAUGAGAGAUGUGGAGGUUUACAUCAACACUAUACACGAUGCUUUCGACCUGCAGUUUGGGGUGGUGCUCCUUCGACUGCAGGACGGACUGGAUAUCUCUCACAUCCAGGGACAAGACGAGCUGCUGUCGUCCAGCGAGAAGCCCCCAGUUGGCAGUAAGGAGGUGGUGGUUUCUGUCAGUCUGGGUAAAGACUCAGAGUCGGACUCCUGUCCUCCAAAAAUCACUACCAACCAGAGCAGCCCACUCAUCAUGUUAGAGACCAAGUCUCCUCUGAGUCUGACCGACCAGCGUCUGCUGGAGACCAGCCAGCAGUUCAAGAAGAAGCAGGGCAAAGGAACCAUAGAUGUCUGGUGGUUGUUUGAUGACGGAGGCCUGACUCUGCUGAUCCCCUUUCUGCUGACCAACGGGAGCAAGUGGGGCGACUGCAGGAUCAGAGUCUUCAUCGGCGGGAAGAUCAACCGCAUCGAUCACGACCGCCGAGCCAUGGCCACGCUGCUCAGCAGGUUCAGGAUCGACUUCUCUGACAUCAACGUCCUUGGAGAUAUCAACACCAAACCCAAGAAACACAGUAAGCUGAGCUUUAAGGAGCUGAUUGAGCCGUACAGGCUGAAGGAAGACGACAUGGAACAGGAGGCGGCAGAGAGGCUGAAGGCCCAGGAGCCCUGGAGGAUCACUGACAACGAACUGGAGCUCUACAAGGCCAAGAGCAACCGUCAGAUCCGACUGAACGAGCUGCUGAAGGAACAUUCCAGCAUGGCGAAGCUCAUCGUCAUGAGCAUGCCUUUGGCCAGAAAGGGGACGGUGUCGAGCGCUCUCUACAUGUGCUGGCUGGAAACUCUGUCCAAAGACCUCCCACCUCUGCUACUGGUCCGAGGAAACCACCAGAGUGUCCUCACCUUCUACUCCUAACACACACACACACACACACACACGUACAGUGUCCACACACACACACAGUUUCCACACAGACACACACACGCACACACAAACACACCCCACACCACACACACACACAGUGUGUUACAGUAUUACAUCGCCUACAGCUGCACAAGAACAGAAAUAUUAUCGUGCUUUAAAUUUUGUGUCACGGUUCUGAAACUCUCUCCGCCUCAAUAACAAAUUAAACAACCCAAUCAACCCAAUCAACAUUUAGACUUUUAUCUUCAACAAUAACCGGCUGUAUAUUCUUUGGCUUCUGUGUGUUUUUAUGUGAACUACAGUAAAUAUUAACUUUAAUGUUUAUUUAUAAUGAUAGAGUCAUGAUUUCAGAAUGUUUGCUGGUAUUCAGGUGACCUGUGAUCAUGAAGUGGUAUUUUGUUUUCAAGUAGCAAGACAAACUGUAUCUCUGGUAACAUUAUUUUGUAAAUUAUUUUAUUAAAAUAUUAACUAAA